AUGCCGGAAGCCAGAGGGCUGCCCAUCUUCGGGACCAUCUUCUCCCUGGCCGCCUCCGGGUGGGCCGGCCGACUACACGAGUACGUCGACGAGCGGCACAAGGAACUCGGCCCCGUCUUCAGGGACCGCAUCGGCCCGGUCCGGGCCGUCUUCGUCAACUCCCCCAAAGAGUUCCUCAGGAUCUACCGACUGGAGGGACCGACGCCCAGGCACUUCCUCCCGGAGGCUUGGGUCCUCUACAACGACGUCCGACGACUGCGUCGCGGGUUGCUCUUCAUGGACGGCGAGGAAUGGCUGCACUUCCGUAAGAUCUUGAACAAACUGAUGCUCAGAACUAGCCCUAUGUCUUACAUGGUCGACCCCUGCGAGGAGGCCGCAAAAGGACUCGCAUCAAGGUGGAGGCUUUACGCCGAUAAUGAAAAAUCCGUUCCUGAACUGAACGCGGAACUUUAUCACUGGUCCAUCGAGGCCAUGCUGGCCACGCUUCUUGGUCCCCUGUGGCACCAGGAAGGCGCCUACGUCAUGAAGGAAGCCGGGAACCUGCCGAAGUGUCUUCACAAAAUUUUCGAGUACUCGGCACAGCUCUCCUUGUUGCCGGCGCAACUCGCGAUGAGACUGAGACUUCCGGCGUGGCGGAAAUUCGUAAACGCGGCGGACGAAGCCUUGGGAAUCGUCCGAGCUCUGGUCCCGAUAAUGGCCCGACACAACGCGGAGGGAGGCCUCCUGAAGAUGAUGAUGGACGAGGGGAUUCGGGGCGACGACCUCGUCAGAAUCGUGGCCGACCUCGUCCUCGCAGCGGGAGAUACGACUGCGUAUUCCAUGCAAUGGGCGCUAUUCCUGCUGGGAAGCCAUCCAGAGAUCCAGGAAAGACUUUACGGUCGUAUCAAAGGACUCAAAGGAGAACGAUUGCUUCAAGACUCCUUCCUUAAGGGGGUCCUCAAAGAGACACUUAGGUUAUACCCUACGGCUCCAUUUCUGACGAGAUACUUGGCAGAGGACAACUUCAUCGGGGGCUACAGCGUUUCCAAGGAGGACCUGAUACUGAUGUCGCUCUACUCCAGCGGCCGGGACUCGUCAAAUUUCGUGGAGCCCGAUGCGUUCCACCCCGAAAGAUGGAUCAGGACCGAGAAGGGAAACUACGACUACAUGCCAAAUCCUCACGCCAGUCUUCCCUUCGCCCUUGGCGUCAGAAGCUGCGUCGGGAGAAAACUAGCCCAGACUCAAAUGAUGCUCGCCAUAGCAAAGCUCGUAGAAACGUUCAGGAUAACCUGCACCAACCAGGACCGGGUCAGGAUGAUCCUCCACCUCAUCUCCGUGCCCUCGGAACCCAUCCAGUUGAGUCUGACCCGAAGAUGACCCACGUAUGAAGAAGCCUUGAAGAAGAGACGUUUCCGCCUGCCCGUUGGGGCUUAAAAUGGCCAUUUAUUAAAAUUCUUGACCAGAAGUUAAUCGUUACUUCCUAGAGUCGAUUAUGCCUCCGA
Molecule: messenger RNA, 1481 nt
Organism: Orussus abietinus
Lineage: Eukaryota; Metazoa; Arthropoda; Insecta; Hymenoptera; Orussidae
Gene: sad
Product: cytochrome P450 315a1, mitochondrial
Exons: 6
Coding region: 1-1356 (451 amino acids)
Molecular function (GO): oxidoreductase activity, acting on paired donors, with incorporation or reduction of molecular oxygen; iron ion binding; heme binding
Source: RefSeq, a predicted model, not a curated record